CACAGCACAGUCAUCUGAAGCAACAGCUAAAAGGAAACUGCUUUACAGGAGACCGUUGUGGGUUGUUUCGUUCCUGAAGUGUAAUUUUGAUAUCUGUCCUUGCUUUGUGUAGAUACACGAGAACGGGGAUAAGGGCGUUACGGAUGACAUGGAGGAGAAGAGGCAGUGAUGGGAUGGGUUGGUCUUCUGUUUAAGCAGUUGUUUGACUUGCAAAGCAGGCCUGGUUGCUCUCUGACUGGGCAUUGAGAGAGGGCCUUCCCUGGAAGUGGAACACCAGGUACACAGACAGCUGCGGCGCUGCUUUGUGCUGGGUUGCGGGCCUUGUCACCCACAGGCAUGAAUUAAUGAUAAGGAAUGUUUCAAGCCAUGAGGAGGUGUCCAGAUCAGACAGGGAGACGGACAGACGGCAGGACGGAUACACGGGUGGGGGCUGUGCUAGGCGGCUCGGCGGCAGGCUGGUGGAAAAUGUCGUCAGGAGCCGGUGGGAGGGGUGGAAGGCGGCUCAGAGGGACAGCAAGCAGCGGUGGUGGAGGAGGGAGAGGAGGUGCAGGAGAAGCAGAGGAAGGCCCUGUUGGGAUCCCUUUCCCCGAACACAGCGCAGACAUCCUGGGCAGCCUGAACAAGCAGCGGCUUAGCGGCCUGCUGUGCGAUGUGCUCCUGGUUUCCCAGGAACAAGAGUUCCCAGCUCACCGCUCCGUCCUGGCGUCCUGCAGCUCCUACUUCCACAAGCUCUUCACUUCAGGGGCCACCGCUGACCAACAGAACAUCUACAACAUCGACUUUGUGGUGGCGGAGGCCCUGGGGGCGCUGUUGGACUUUGCCUACACAGCGACAUUGACAGUCAGUCACAGCACUGUUGCUGACAUCCUCGCUGCUGCACGCCUCCUGGAAAUCCCACCGGUCCAGGACGUCUGUACACACCUGCUGGACACCAAAGUGCUCUCCCCGCCGGCGGGCAGUGAGCGAAGAGAUGCAGAUGAAGAGGAUGAGGGGAAGGGGAAGGGCAGAGGAGGCAGAGAGCAGGGGAACCAGGUUCGGGCCCAGGAGUUCCUGGAGUUUUACCUGAGAGGGGCCCAAUGGAGCAGCAGCUGCAGCACGCCAGAGCUCAGGGACCUGCCCACACACCUGCACUUUAACCACGGUAAUGGAGGGACCCCCAGCAACGGGGCUCCUGCUGGCCCCGGUGAGUACUACUCCUCCCUGGCCCUCGCCUUGGCCCAGGCCCCCACACAGGAGCAAGACGAAGACGACGACGAAGAAGAGGAAGAUGAGGACGGGGAGGCGCUACAGGGGAACGGAGCAAGCCUUGGGUCCGCUUACUACCCUCCAUCCCAAAACGGCCACUUCUACCUCCCCCCUGAGUCUAGGCUGGGGCAGGAGCCAGAGAUGGAGGAAGGGAGCAGGGAGGCGUUGGCGAGGGAAAGGGGGUCUGCCAGUGCCCUCCUGCAGCAUAUGAUGGACUCCAUCGAGAGGCAGAAGGAGCGCGCAACUACCGGGGAGGAACAGGGAGAUGGGGACGACCCCGACAUGGAAUUUUACUUGAAUUAUUUUAACAGCACGCAGCACGAGGAUCCGGUUUCUGCUGCUGUAUCACAGGGAGUGCCGCCGCUCUGGUUAUCACGGGGCAGAACAGGCCAAGACAGAGCAGGAGGAGGAGAGAGGGGGGUGGGAGAGAGAGGCAGCGGGGGCGCAGGAGGAGGAGGAGGAGGCGAGAGGAAGAUGCGCUCUAAGGCCUUCCAGAAAUGUCCCAUAUGCUCCAAGGUCAUUCAAGGAGCAGGCAAGCUACCCCGCCACAUCCGAACGCACACAGGAGAGAAACCUUAUGAGUGCGCCAUCUGCAAAGUGCGCUUUACCAGGCAGGACAAGCUCAAGGUUCAUAUGAGGAAGCAUACAGGAGAGAAGCCUUACCUGUGUACGCAAUGUGGAGCCGCCUUUGCUCACAACUACGACCUGAAGAACCACAUGCGCGUACACACCGGCCUGCGCCCCUAUCAGUGCUCCAGCUGCUUUAAGACUUUUGUCCGCUCGGAUCACCUGCACCGCCACCUCAAGAAGGACGGCUGCAAUGGCAUCCCCUCUCGUCGAGGUCGAAAGCCUCGGGUGAGAGAGCCGGGGCUCAUUGACGCUCCCCUGAGCCUGCUGAGCCCCGGAUCCGACACGGGCCCCGGGCCUCGCACCAUCAGGGGACGGCGGCGCUCGGAGGCAUCCUCAGCAGCAGAGAUGGAGGGGGCUGCAGAAGUCCAUGCACACAGUCCUCAACUGCAGGAGUUGGCAGGGGAGGCAGGGCCCUGAGAGGGACCACAAGGACACUGCUGGACACCGUCACUCUGCACCGCCUGUGAGACAGGCCAGUGAACAGAGAGCAGAAAAAACAUGCAAAGGCAAACUUAAAAAAAAACAACUAACUAUUCCUCUAUAAACCAAAUCAGGGUGUCACAAAAAUUCUAAUCUUUAUAUUUCUUUCUCCUUUUACUUUAGGAAAUGGAAUAGACUUGCAAGCACUUGAGUCGGUUUAUCUGUUAAAGAGCAAAGAACGCUUCAAUUCAUGCACCCAUCACGUCCACUUUCUGGGCCAUUUCAUUCUUUAUAAUAUUAAGGUUUUUGUACAUUGGCAUAUGUGCUUAGGCAAAUGUAUGAUAGCUAAAAAGAAACUCUGAGCAACUAUGCAGUUGAUUUCAAUUUUUAUUGGUUUUGUCCUCACAGCCUUCAAGCUCUAAGCAAGGUGUCUAUCAAGCACCUUCUGGCUGCUGUACGGGUGAAGCGAGGACAAAUCCUCCCAGUGAAAACAACUCUUUUUCUAUUCUUUUGCAGGUGUGAAAUGUACAGUUACCAUAGAAACAACAUUGCCACAAUAUGGCAUAUGCAAGGAAAGCUCACCACAAUUUUGAUGCAACAGUUUUCUCUCUUUAAAUGUUCCAGAAAGAAUCAGACCAGGGUUUGAUUGAAGUGUUACUUACUCUAUAAAAUGCGUUUUAAGAAUCUAUGUUUUUGAAAAACAAAUUCACAUUGAGUCAAAUCCAAUUUAAUGGGGGCUCUUCAAUUGCAGGACUAGGGAAAAUGAGGGGUGGAGGGUUUGUGUUUUUAAAGCACUACCAAUCGUCAAUGUAUCUGUUGGCUUGACUACGUUGCCUCUUAUCCCUCACAAACCUGCAAUUUCAGCAUUUCUGUUUUCCCUUUUGAUUUUGUCUUAAUUUGUUGGGUCGUUUUUUCCUUUCUGUUGACUGCUUCGGGUACUUGACACUUUAUAAUUGUAUACAUGUAUAUACAGCAGGUGGUGAUAUGACAUUAGUCCCCUCUUAAUGCUGAGGUGUACCAAUCGGGUUUUUCCUCUUAGGCUUGAUGUCAUAUUUCUCACAGAGUGAAGCUUGUGGGUGAACGAAAAAAAACCCUGUAUGAAUGUCUGAUAAAAAAAAUCACCCAUUUGUCCUAAACUUUAAACACUUGACUUGUAUAGUUUCUGCCCAAAGGACGUGGAGGUCGGAUGAAUGAAUGUGCUUAACUUUGUGCAGUUUUUUUCGGAUUCUGUCCUUGUGUGACAAGGCGCGGGUAGCAUUUAACCAACCGCAGGUUAAAGGAAUGGCAGGGAGCCCGAGCGAGAGAAUGACAAAGAGUACGAAGAAGAGAUAGAUGAGCACCUUUUUUUCUAUGUUUGCACAGCUUUACUAAAGAUAUCCAACAGAGCGAGAGAGAGAGAGAGAGAGGUAUAUUUAAAGGAAGAGGGCUGGUGUGAGAGGAGGUAUAUGUAUCAUGCUUAUUCCAAUCCUAUGUGCCCGAGGGACCACACAACCGUGAGGCAACCUGUAUGAUGAAGAGAGCAAUAAAUACCUGUCCAAGUUGGGAGGCCAAAUAGGAGCUCAGCUGCAGCUGGAUGAUGGGGGAGGGGAACAAGGGAAGGGGAGGGGGAUCUCACAAUGUCUGUUGCAUUCCAAAAAAUAAUCUCCCCCAGCUCAGCCACGUUUCCAGGCGGGAGGGGAUCAAAUCAGGCCUUUUCUCUCCCUCUCUCUCCCUCUGUAGUCCUCUAAUGCCCCCGAACUAGCCUGAAGGGGAUAUUAUUAUAUUAGAGCCUGGUGUUACUGUGGGGAGGACGCCUGGUGCGGGCAGUUUAGUGUGGGAGUGUGUGUUGUAUGUUUGUGUACAUGUGUGUGCGUGGCAGCUGGGGUCGCUCUGGCCACAUCAUCACUGUGUGAGUCAGCCACGGCCUGUUCAAACAUGCACCCUGAGCUGCCAGCCCCAAUGCACUUUUUCUGUCUCACACACAUGUUCACACACACACACACUCAGAUACUCAGCUCACUGGGUCCAGGUAUCCCGUGGAGAAGCGGAAAACACCAGCGCUGACAUAUCUGUUUGAAUAUUGUAAGUGACUCCAUACAUCUGGAUUUGUUAGUCUUAGUAUAUCUUAAGCUGCGUUUUUUGUUCUCGGAAUCCAAUGUUAUUUUCCAAACUGGCACAUUGAGCCUUUACGUCAAGAAGAAAAAAUUCAUGUGAUUUAAGGUCCCCGCCCCCGCCCUGUAAUAUCUGCAGUAGAGCUGCAGCUCAGCAAUCGGCCCUUUGCACCUUAAUUGGAAAGACGCAGGUUAUAAAUGCACUUUGUUACUGAGGAGGGCACUAUUGUCAACAAAACGGGUACUCUGAAACAAACCAGUUGCAAAAGAGAUAAGUCCUUUUUUCUGUACGUGGUGGUGAGGUCGAGCUCCUCCACUGGUUCUGAUCAGGUUUUGACGACAAGCUGCCAUAAAAAAUAGAAAUAUACGAGAUCAGAGCUCUCAAAGAGUUGUUCUGUCCACCCUUAAGAAAAGACUAAAUGAAUCCAUGUAACUGAUACCACUUGAAGUUAGUUGUUGCUGAAAUCUAGUAAGUUGUCUUUAUGUCUUAAUGUAAAGGACGGGGCUAGAAAGAGGAGAAGAAGAAAGGGCACUGCGUGUGUGUGUGUGUUGGCAUGCAUUUUUGUUUUGUGCAUGUGUUGCUGGCUGGCAGGCCGGAGGGUCUCGGGACAAGCUUGGAUAAACAAACUUUGCGUCUGCCCCAUCUGCUCACCAGCUCCUCUCAUAACUACACGUGUUCUCCGAGGAACCGCAGUGAUAAUAGGUGCACGGUACCACAGAAGCAAAUCUACCAUACUGUUAAAACUACUCGAUGGAUAAUUGCUUGUUUACAUCACGGCUCUCUUGGUGCAGAUUUGCAAAACUCUUUGUUUACCCUUGUUGGUCAUUGGCAGUGGUUGGCCGGUCCUGAGAGUCCUACUUUCUAUUUUGGUUCUCCGUUAUGAUUAAGAUGGGGUUCAUUAAUGCACAGUUUGACUCCUAUAGGCGGACAGUGCAAGAUAUAUGUGAUCUUUAUGUAGGAUUGGGUAUGGACCGCGUAAACCAGCUUUGUCUUGAUGUGAAGGUGAAGCUGUUAGCCAUCUUAAACAUUGGUUUCUCUGAACCUCAAAAGUCUUAUACGUUUUGUUAAUUAACCAAAGCCCUCAGUCUUAGUCCACUGUAGACUAGAGAUAUGUCUAAUUUAUCUCCCUGGCUAAGCCACACACUGAUGCCCUCCUCUUGAAUACAUACGCAGAAAUGUGUGUGAAAUCAUACAGAUAUUUACUUGAGUUUGCUUUCUCUCGCUCUUUGUAUCCUUGUGGACAGUAGAAUCAGAGGUUUAAAGAUGUAUAGUUUAUUUCUGUCUGUCUACACUUAAGAUAACGUGUUGUGCUACUUUUUUUUUCUAACAAUUUUACAUGGCUGUGCGUGUGUGUAUGCGUGUGUGUGGGUUGGGGGUCAUAGUUUUGGGUUGCUGUGCCAGGAGGGUUGGGGAAAUGGGUGCUUGGGUGGGGUUAUGGAUAUAAAGCCUGAUAGCACUGGAAAUGGUGCUUUAGCUGAGAGAGCAAACGUUUGCACUAAUGUUAAAUGUCCUUAUCCUGCGUAUGGGAGACGGGCAGGAGACCUCAGAAAGGCCUGCGAGUUUCCAUGAGUACAGAGCAGUGUGGUUAAUACUCAAUGGUCUCAUAGAGUCCAUGCAACCCCUCCAUAGAAAUAAUAAUGUACAGUAUAUUAAGAAAUAUACAGACGUCCAACAAAUACCAAAGGAGAAGAAAUGGCUUGCGAUGAAGUCAUUGGACAUUAAGCUACCAAUCUAAUGUUGGAUUUCUAGAGUUUUAUUGUUAGAUCUGAAGGCUCUUGAAAAGAGACCUUCUGAUGGACACUUUGGUGUGAUAACAGCAACAAAUGUUUGCUGUUAACAUUAAGAAAUAUUCCAAAUAUACAACAUUUAAGCACUUAGCAAGUAGCGAAGCCUCUCCGAAACAUUGGAAAGAUUUGAGUUGGUCCUGGUCUGUUGGCUGAGAUGUACUGUGUGCAGGUGCAAGAGAUAUUUAAUCAAGUAAAUUCGAGAUGGGAUUUUAUCAAGUUCAUGUUCAGUCAACUGAUGAAAAAUAAUAUGAAAUAUAUUGUUAUUGUUGAACACUGUUAUUUUGAUCCUUGCUGAAAUGUUCAGUUUACUUUCUGAAAAAGGUUGAAUUGAAUUCAAAUAUUCUAAGCAGACUGGGACUCCGGUGCCUUGUCUGAGCAGCACUAAGCUUUUCCUAUUUCAUGUUAUGUUUCCAGACAGUUGCAUUGUGCAGCGUGGGGCCGAGGCUGACUCCCACCAGGUGGACAUUGCAAACAUCAAGGGCCACAUUGUGCCUUACGUGGGCAGGACCCGACAGAACUCACAACCUAAUUUCAUUUCUUUGUUUCCAUAACUAAAAACUUUUCUUCCCACUUAUUAAAACCAAAAUGCUGAUUGGCCCGGUAGUAAAAUUGAUCAUGUAUCUGUUUAAGCUUUACUUGAAUAAAUGAAUACGAAUAGCCACCUCUUCAGAGCUCCGUCUCUGUCAGCCUCUAUGGAUCCGCCCCGGUGCGUCCCCAGCCUCGGCCCCACUAAGGUUACUCUGACCCACGCUCUACUGAGACACUCUCAGAACUUUAAUGCAAAUGUUUUUCCAAAUUGACCUUGAUAUGUUUUUCCUAUGCUGUUAUCAAAGAGUUUUCGGGAAUCUAUCUGAGAAGGCCAUAAAACAAAGACGACCAACAACUAUGAUAACAAUUAUAACUGUAAAUAAUCGAGCGAGCAGGGCGGGGUGACUGUUAACAUUCAGAUUUGUGGUGGCCGACGGUGGACUAUUUGCUUUGCUUCGUCAUUUUCCUGCACACCUGAUUUCUCUGUUUGUUUUCCAUCAGGCUCUUGAUGCACAGCAAGCUGAGCGCAGCAUAUGUAGUACGGCACUAUGCUCAGCGUGGCUCUGGCACUUACACAGACAGCCCUGGGUUCUUCAGAGAGGCAGGCUGCUGUCUGUUGGCUGCUCUCGGCCGGGUGGGGACAGUUUGCUCUUGGAGUCUCUCAGUCUCUGGGGGAUACAAAGGUUGGCAUACAGGGAGGAGGAUUAAAUACGGGUGGUAGGGGAAGCUGGAUGUUGUUUUUCAGGGAUGAGGUUAGAAAGCCCGGGUGACGGACUGUUUGCUGAGCAAUCGUCCUCUUAGCUGGUAGGAAUGCAUGGCCACAAUAUGAUAAGAAUUGUAACCCAAAGGAGGUCACCACAGAUUCACAGAAUGUUGCUGAUCUCUUUUGUCUCUAUGUAAGUACUACUCAGGUGGAAAAUACACUGCUAUGCAUUGGGUUUCAAUGUCUGCUAAGUUCACGGUAUGUCUAAUCAACCCUCCAAGUUUCUUCUGUGUUUGCCUUUCAUGUUCACCAAUAUUUACCAUAACAGUUCCCAGAAAGAUGAGAGCAGGAACAGUUCCCCCAUUGUAAAGUGGCUGUGACCAGCCUAUUCCUCCAUCUAAUAUUGAUCCUGUGAAUUGUUUGUUGGAGGGAAGGAAGGCACUGGAGAUUCCCUCUUAUAAGUCAGUAACAUUUUUGAAAAGAGAUAGCACGGGGGAGUGUAUGUUCUGCUUCUCUCUUCUCCCCUCGCUCCCCCUCUCUCUGGACUCAGAGUCUACAUCUUUGCUGCCGACCGGCCUUUGAUCAGAGAUCACACGUCCUCAGCAGGGGAACCUGCGGGAGAGAAAGGGAGAGGGGAUAGGGUGAGAUAUAGUUUCAAUCACCUAAACUAAUUUAGGAAACAUUCCACAGCUUCAGACUGUGAUUCCAGCUUUUUUUAGGGUUUUUGGCCGGUGUGAAGGAUGUGUGUUGCAGACGGCAGGAAGAAACGGUCAACAUUUUUAAGUUGGCUGUAUCAGUCUGCCUGUCUAGCCUCCGACACGUAGACAGACAGACAGCCAUAAGGCCCCCAAGUGUACCGCUAUCCAACUGCCUUUUUAAGCUUCUGCGAUUGUAACAAAAGCACUUUUGCGAAAGGCCAUCCUGAAAUGUGUGCGCUUUUAUUCGAUGGUUAUCACUAUUGUUAUUUUGUUGUUCCUGUUGAUGUCUUUUUUUUCUAUUUCUCAGUGGCAAUGAUUAUUUAAAUGCAAAAAAACCAAUUUGAUGAAAAUGAGAAAAUAACUUGAAUAUUUGGUAUUGAAGGUGGUUUUCAAGCUGCCGCCUCAUCUGGACACAAACAACACAUCUCUGUUAAACUACCAACAUACCUGUUUAUAUGCAGCUUAUUGCAUAGUCACACAAACGUGGGGCUGGGGUUGGGGGGGGUACUGGACAGACCUCCCCUCACCUGCUCUCUGCUUACCGUCUCAGAUCUUGUUGGGAGAAAGGUCAUUUGAUCUCAUUUUGGGAGACUCCUUUUCUUGAAAAAGAAUCCUGUAUAACAGUUGCAAAGCUUUCUGAGAAGGCUAGCUGUGCUGAAUGUUAAACAUGUGGUGUGUAUCCACUGCAGAACUUUUUUAUCUGCAAUAAUGCUCUGUCUGUAGUUAGAGGCUGGAUCUGGUAUCCAUAUAGAGCUUAAAUGAUUAUGAAAGACGGAUGAAACGGCCAAAAGACCAUCAUGCACUUUUGGAAAUCAGUACGGAAAUGUUUUUGGCCUUAACAUCUUUCUCAAAUCAAGAGGAUCUCAGUAGAAAUGAUAAACAUUUAAUGAAUCCAUUCAGUAAAUUGUAUGACUUGGGAGAGAAACUAUUUAUAACAGAUUGGUGUGUAACUGUGAUCAUCAUGAUGAUCCUUUACAGAGGGAUAUGCUUUCUGAUGUACAUUUAAAAAUGGCAGAAUGUGUCCCAUCUCUAAAACCAGGACAUUAAUCACAAAUGCACACGCUCACAUCCGGAAGGAAACGCCGCUCCACUUCUCUCUCUCUCUCUCUCUCUCUCUCUCUGUGUGUUUAAACUUGCUGUUGCACAUGUGACCACACCCCGCUCUGUGUAUCACAACAAGUGCAUCCCAAAGGCAGAGCACCUGCUGCGGCAUCACUAAUUGAAUGGAGCGCGGCCAGAGAGUGCAGAGGCCGCUUUCUUCCCCAUGUGAUUCUGUGGUGUUGACUUUUUAAAUAACCCCCUUUCUCUCCACAAUGUUUUUUUUCUCUUAGCGUAGCAGUCUGUCAGUCCAUAUCUGUUGGAAGCUGCAGGGGA
Messenger RNA from Eleginops maclovinus (Patagonian blennie), 9476 nucleotides. It is a transcript of the gene zbtb7a, whose product is annotated as zinc finger and BTB domain containing 7a. The transcript is spliced from 4 exons. Gene Ontology annotation, biological process: regulation of transcription by RNA polymerase II. Gene Ontology annotation, molecular function: RNA polymerase II cis-regulatory region sequence-specific DNA binding; DNA-binding transcription factor activity, RNA polymerase II-specific; protein binding. NCBI's taxonomy places the organism in Eukaryota, Metazoa, Chordata, Actinopteri, Perciformes, Eleginopidae. The record is from RefSeq and is a predicted model, not a curated record. The coding region runs from base 355 to 2292 and encodes 645 amino acids.